UUAAUAUUAAUUCUUAUGGGAAAUAUUGCUUCGUAUUUAGGCCAUUUCGAAUUUAGGCUGACCUUCUGGAACGGAUUAAGGCUGAAAAACGAGGUUCCACUGUAUCAUCAUCUUUCAACAAACUGGCCAUAUCCCACUGAAGCUUAUCAGCAUCAUAUUCUAAUACAGUGGAACUUCAAAUAUCGAACUGCUCCCAACUCAACCAAUUAUGUUGCAAUGAAUGGAAGAAGUAAAAUAAUUCAUCUAACAUCAAGACUGAAAAAGAUAUGCAAUAGUGAACAACAAGUAAAUUACCACUUUUCACGUAGCUCUGUGUGUGCACAUCGACUCGGAUAUCAAGAAAGUGUUUUGCAACCAAACAAAUCAUGCCAAAACUUUAAAAAUACGUUGCUCUUAACACCUAAGCUAUGUAGCACUUCUGCAAUUGUGGUCACACAACAACCAGGAAGAAUUAAGAAAAUGAUGAAGAUGGGAUGGUUCAAUCAUUCUAAAAGUAAAUUAAAAAGAUCAGGAUAUCUGCUCUAUGCUACUACUAGUGACAGAGCUAUAGUAGCUGAUUUUUUCAAAGGUGAGAAUAUUGUGGAUUUUAUAUACCUUUAUUCAUUCCCUAAAUUUUUAGAGGAUUUCAGUACUUGCAUGUACACCAUUUAACCC
Molecule: messenger RNA, 654 nt
Organism: Cherax quadricarinatus
Lineage: Eukaryota; Metazoa; Arthropoda; Malacostraca; Decapoda; Parastacidae
Source: RefSeq, a predicted model, not a curated record